This is a messenger RNA of Striga hermonthica, 360 nucleotides long. NCBI's taxonomy places the organism in Eukaryota, Viridiplantae, Streptophyta, Magnoliopsida, Lamiales, Orobanchaceae. The record is from the annotation of a GenBank genome assembly.
AUGCCAACAGUCCUCUACCGGCAGUCGACGUACACUGGGGCCGACAGGGUUAAUGAACUACUUACGGGGCACGAUCGAAGGUUCUAUGAUGCAAUGGGUCUGAACAAGUAUGUUUUCAAAUUGUUGUGCAAAGAAAUUAAACAAACAGGUUGCCAUGGCGAUGAAAGGCAGAAAAAAGUCCGCAUUCAAGAAAGCGUUGCAAUUUUCUUGUAUACGGAUUGCAUCGGUGCCAUUGACGGAACCAUCUAUAUUCCUAAAGAAGACCAUGUCAAAUACAGAUGUCGAAAAGGUUACCUGGCCCAAAAUGUGAUGGUGGCGUGUGACUUUGACUGCAAAUUCACUUUUGUUUUCGCAGGGUGA